Musa acuminata AAA Group (dessert banana) is the source of this 1485-nucleotide messenger RNA. Its product is annotated as heat shock factor protein HSF30-like. Gene Ontology annotation, molecular function: RNA polymerase II cis-regulatory region sequence-specific DNA binding; DNA-binding transcription factor activity. The transcript is spliced from 2 exons. The record is from RefSeq and is a predicted model, not a curated record. Gene Ontology annotation, biological process: cellular response to heat; regulation of transcription by RNA polymerase II. Gene Ontology annotation, cellular component: nucleus. NCBI's taxonomy places the organism in Eukaryota, Viridiplantae, Streptophyta, Magnoliopsida, Zingiberales, Musaceae. The coding region runs from base 16 to 1269 and encodes 417 amino acids.
GUGGUGGAAGACGGAAUGUGGCGACAGAGAACAGGGUCGCUUCGCGUGUUGCCUGCAGAGGCCGAGACGGCCCAUCCGUUCGCCGCUUCUUCCCUCUUUCCAGAAACUUCUAUCCGCCUCCCUUUCAACCACGCCCGCCCCUUCUUCGCUGGUGCUCACUCCUCACUCCGACGGAGGACAGGAGAAGAAGAAGGGUUGUUGGCAGUGAUCCGUUUCUUGGUCCCGGGUUCUGGUUCAGAUUGGCGACCCAUGGAGAAUGCGGUGUUGAUGGUGAAGGAGGAGGAGGAGGAGGAGGAAGGGGAGGCGAUGGCGGCGCCGCAACCGCUGACGGGGCUCCACGAGGCCGGCCCGACGCCGUUCCUGUCGAAGACGUUCGAUAUGGUGGAGGACCCUGAGACGGACGCGGUGGUGUCGUGGAGCCGCGCCCGGAACAGCUUCAUCGUCUGGGAUUCCCACAAGUUCGCCAUCGCCCUUUUGCCCAAAUACUUCAAGCACAGCAACUUCUCCAGCUUCGUUCGGCAGCUCAAUACCUACGGGUUUCGGAAGGUCGAUCCGGACCGGUGGGAGUUCGCGAACGCCGACUUCUUGGGCGGACGUAAGCACCUCCUUAAGAACAUCAAGCGUCGGCGCGGCGUCGCCCAGAGCUCGGGCCAGCAGCACGGCAGUGGUGCUUGCGUCGAACUGGGGAUGUUCGGGCUCGAGGCCGAGGCGGAUAGGCUGAGGAGGGACCGCAACGUGAUGAUGCUGGAGAUCGUGAAGCUGCGGCAGCGGCAACAGAGCUCUCGGGCGCAGCUCGUCGAGAUGGAGCGGCGGAUGCAAGGCACCGAGAGGAGGCAGCAGCGGACGAUGGCCUUCUUGGCGCGGGCGCUCAAGAGCCCCACCUUCAUCCGCGAGCUCGUGCUGCGAGGGCAGCAGCAGAGGCAGCUUGGCGGCGCAGGUAAGAAGAGAAGAUUGCCGGCGAACCCAAGCUCAGAGGACCUCCUGGAACUCGCCAUCAGCUCGGAGAUUGACAGUGUGUCCUUGUCUUCAACGGAGACCGACGGAGCGACGCCGGAACCAGUCGAUCAGAGCACGGCCGCCAUCAGCGAUCUGAGAUGGGAAGAACUACUCAACGAGAGCAUCCUGAUGGAGGGUGACGAAGAAGAAGGAGAGCACUCCGAGGUGGAGGCGGAGGCGGAGGAUCUGGAAUCGGCUGCAGAGCAACUGGAAUGGGAAGAGGACAUGAAGGAUUUGGUGAUGCAGAUGGAUUCAAUGAACUCGAACCCUUAACACUGGUAUCUUCCUCGUGCACGUAUCUCAGUGCAUGUAGACAUGAUGACAUUAUUAGGUAGUCUAAAAUAUAGUUGGAGAUGCUGAUAGGAUCUAAGUGUUAUUUCAGUUAUAUAUCCUGCGUUUGUCGAGUCCACCAUUGUAAGAAAGUUGGAACCUUUUUAGCUGUGGAUAUUCCUGGAAUCUACAGUUGAUAGUCGUGCUUUGUGGUGUCUA